UCAUACAAACUAUGAUAACAGUUUCUUUUCAAUGUUAACCUCGCGUGGAUAUCAUUUCGCGCCAUAACUCGGUCUCUGUUAAUCGGUGAAUUUUAUAUUUUAUUACUUUUUUUCUCUCAUUUUAAAACGAUUUUCGUUGAUUAUUUUUCGCGAUUUUAUUGUUUAGUUUUUUGCAAUUUUUUAUUUUACGACGACGAAGUACUUCGAAGCAGUGUUUGUGCCGAACGAAUUAAUUAGUAUGUUGGUGUAGUGAUUGUGUGUAUGAUUUAAUUUGAUUCCAAGAUUUUCUCCAACGUUUAGCAAACGUGAGUACAAAUUUCCUUCCAAAAAUGAUUAGAAUAUGAACUCGCCUGGCGUAUGAGAAUAAGAAUAUUAUUUUAUAAUCCUUACGAGAACAGUUACGUAGAUAUAUAAAGAAAAUGCCUCCCGGUAAUCUGGAAGAGAAGCCUUAUGCGUCUUGCGAAAUCGUCAAACCGAAAAACCGAAACUGGCCCGAUGAAGCUGUUAGGCGAAUCAAUGAUAAAUACGAUAAUUACAGAUAUAACAGCGGCUCGAUAGCUGGUUCAGAUUCCAUGUCUGGCAGCAGUAGCGUCGAUACCUCCGAAAUCACAGAAGAAGAAAGACUCAAAAUCGAUAUUUGUUUUAGAGGCCUUAAAACGCAAGUAUUCGUUUGCAAUUCAUUGGCCAAUCUGUACUUCAGCGAGACGUCAAACGAAGGUUCCUGGGAACUGCGUUACACCGGAAUACCAGUAGUACUUUUAGACUCCGGAGAAACACGUUCCAGAAAUAAACGUAGGAUAAAAAUUCUGCUAGCCGAACGCGGCACUUGUUUCACAUUGUGGCAAGACACCAUCGAUAAUCUAUCGGCGUAUAAGGUAGCCGGACACGCAUUUCACACCAUGUUCUUAUCAUCCGACCAUCGAAAAAUCAUCGGGCUCAGCUUCGAUUGUCCAGAAGCGGCUCACGAGCUGUGGUUACAUAUCGAAAGACUGACAUCAAAUCCGGAAAAUAUUAGCCUUUCGGUACCAGGAGCUAAGGCUAAAAAAGUCAAGAAAAUUUCCUAUCCAAGAUUACCCGAAAAAUCCACCAUUUCGCAGCCUUGCUGCUUUCAACAUGUUACUAGCGUCGAUUUAAAUGAUAAAUCUAGGUAUUUCUCGAUGCAAACUUUACUCUCGGUAUUACCCAAUACCGAACGUCCAGCCAAUGAGUUAUAAAUUUUAAGUAUUUUGUAUUUUUCUUCUUUUGUUAUAAAUACGUUUUCGUUUGUUUUUUUUUUCGUUUUUUUUCGACUUUUUUUUUUAAUUCGUAUAUUCGAUUAAGAUUUUAAUAUAUCUCUACCUAUUUAUACUACGAUAAGAUUGCUAUAAACCUAUACGAAUUUUUCCAACGUUUUAUUAAUGCCUAUGCAAUAUGUGAUAAUGCAGAUAACAUUCGCCAGUUAAUUUUGUACAUAUAAUUAUAUUUAUAUCGGCUGACGAAGGUCUAUCUGUGAACCAAUUCGCAUGAUUGAUGAUACUAUAAAUUACAUUAUUUAUGGGUACCUAUUUUUUUCAUUUUUAAGUUAAUCUGUCCGUGCUUUUAAUUUGUGAGAAUUCGCAGAUAUCGACAUAUCAACAUCAUCACUGUCUCAUAUAGGAAUUAAAUAGUAAUCGAUUAUUUAUCGUCGUAUAAGAUUUCACGUAUGUUUAUUAUUUUUUAAUAAUAAAAGUCGUAUUGUUUUUUA
Messenger RNA from Planococcus citri (citrus mealybug), 1723 nucleotides. RefSeq names its product misexpression suppressor of ras 3 (gene MESR3). Bases 420 to 1214 code for a protein of 264 amino acids. Gene Ontology annotation, cellular component: nucleus. The record is from RefSeq and is a predicted model, not a curated record. Gene Ontology annotation, biological process: regulation of transcription by RNA polymerase II. NCBI's taxonomy places the organism in Eukaryota, Metazoa, Arthropoda, Insecta, Hemiptera, Pseudococcidae. The transcript is spliced from 4 exons. Gene Ontology annotation, molecular function: RNA polymerase II cis-regulatory region sequence-specific DNA binding; DNA-binding transcription factor activity, RNA polymerase II-specific.